AUGGCGACAAGGAAUUUUACCGUCUAUAUCAGCAACGGAGACUGCGGUGCGGAGAGUGGAGAGGGUGACGAGGACUGCGGUGCGGAUAGUGGAGGGGGUGACGAGGACUGCGGUGCGGAUAGUGGAGGGGGUGACGAGGACUGCGGUGCGGAUGGUGGAGGGGGUGACGAGGACUGCGGUGCGGAUGGUGGAGGGGGUGACGAGGACUGCGGUGCGGAUGGUGGAGGGGGUGACGAGGACUGCGGUGCGGAUGGUGGAGGGGGUGACGAGGAAAUGCGUGGAGGGGGUGACGAGGACUGCGGAGCGGAGGGUGGAGGGGGUGACGAGGACUGCGGUGCGGAUGGUGGAGGGGGUGACGAGGACUGCGGUGCGGAUAGUGGAGGGUGUGACGAGGACUGCGGUGCGGAUAGUGGAGGGGGUGACGAGGACUGCGGUGCAGAUGGUGGAGGGGGUGACGAGGACUGCGGUGCAGAUGGUGGAGGGGGUGACGAGGACUGCGGUGCAGAUGGUGGAGGGGGUGACGAGGACUGCGGUGCGGAUAGUGGAGGGGGUGACGAGGACUGCGGUGCGGAUAGUGGAGGGGGUGACGAGGACUGCGGUGCGGAUGGUGGAGGGGGUGACGAGGACUGCGGUGCAGAUAGUGGAGGGGGUGACGAGGACUGCGGUGCGGAUAGUGGAGAGGAUUAUGAGGACUGCGGUGCGGAUGGUGGAGGGGGUGACGAGGACUGCGGUGCGGAUAGUGGAAGGGGUGACGAGGACUGCGGUGCGGAUGGUGGAGGGGGUGACGAGGACUGCGGUGCGGAUAGUGGAGGGGGUGACGAGGACUGCUGUGCGGAUAGUGGAGAGGAUGACGAGGACUGCGGUGCGGAUAGUGGAGAGGGUGACGAGGACUGCGGUGCGGAUAAUGGAGGGGGUGACGAGGACUGCGGUGCGGAUAGUGGAGGGGGUGACGAGGACUGCGGUGCGGAUAGUGGAGGGGGUGACGAGGACUGCUGUGCGGAUAGUGGAGAGAUGAUGAGGACUGCGGUGCGGAUAGUGGAGAGGGUGACGAGGACUGCUGUGCGGAUAGUGGAGAGGGUGACGAGGACUGCGGUUGGAGGGGGUGACGAGGACUGCGGUGCGGAUAGUGGAGGGGUUGACGAGGACUGCUGUGCGGAUAGUGGAGAGGGUGACGAGGACUGCGGUGCGGAUAGUGGAGAGGGUGAUGAGGACUGCUGUGCGGAUAGUGGAGAGGGUGGCGAGGACUGCUGUGCGGAUAGUGGAGAGGGUGACGAGAACUGCUGUGCGGAUAGUGGAGAGGGUGACGAGGACUGCGGUGCGGAUAGUGGAGAGGGUGGCGAGGACUGCGGUGCGGAUAGUGGAGGGGGUGACGAGGACUGCUGUGCGGAUAGUGGAGGGGGUGACGAGGACUGCUGUGCGGAUAGUGGAGAGGGUGAUGAGGACUGCUGUGCGGAUAGUGGAGAGGGUGACGAGGACUGCUGUGCGGAUAGUGGAGAGGGUGACGAGGACUGCGGUGCGGAUAGUGGAGAGGGUGACGAGGACUGCGGUGCGGAUAGUGGAGAGGAUGAUGAGGACUGCGGUGCGGAUAGUGGAGAGGGUGACGAGGACUACUGUGCGGAUAGUGGAGAGGGUGACGAGGACUGCUGUGCGGAUAGUGGAGAGGGUGACGAGGACUGCGGUGCGGAUAGAGGAGAGGGUGACGAGGACUGCGGUGCGGAUAGUGGAGAGGGUGACGAGGACUGCAGUGAAGAGGAUAAUUGA
Molecule: messenger RNA, 1761 nt
Organism: Penaeus monodon (black tiger shrimp)
Lineage: Eukaryota; Metazoa; Arthropoda; Malacostraca; Decapoda; Penaeidae
Product: loricrin-like
Exons: 3
Coding region: 1-1761 (586 amino acids)
Source: RefSeq, a predicted model, not a curated record